Messenger RNA from Drosophila eugracilis, 550 nucleotides. Its product is annotated as lysozyme. The record is from RefSeq and is a predicted model, not a curated record. Lineage: Eukaryota; Metazoa; Arthropoda; Insecta; Diptera; Drosophilidae. The transcript is spliced from 3 exons. Bases 20 to 478 code for a protein of 152 amino acids.
CAGCGUUUCCAGUAGCACUAUGAGAGCUGCUUUGUUCGGUUCGUGGUUCUGGCUGGUAUUGGGCCUGGGCUUGUUCCUGGUCAGCAAUUCCGGCAUGGUUUUGGCCAAGCGCUUUCUGCGCUGCGAACUGGCCCGCAAGCUGCUCAAUCAGCAUGGUUUCGAACGAAGUCUGCUCUCGAACUGGAUCUGCUUGCUGGAACACGAGAGCGAGCUGGACACCAGCAGGGUCACCACGAAUCCGAACGGUUCCCGUAACUAUGGAUUGUUCCAAAUCAACAGCAGAUUCUGCCAGGAGGGAAGACGUGGUGGCAUCUGCAAUGUCAAGUGUGAAGAUUUACUGGAUGAAAAUCUAAGGGAAGCGGCAUCAUGCGCCAAGCGCAUCCAGACUUCGGAUGGCUUUCGCCACUGGGCAGGAUGGCAACGAUACUGCUAUAACAGCCAGAAUCUGCCCAAUCUUAGGGUCAUCUGUGGGAUCUAGGAGGUACUACUGCUUGGGUUUGUAUGCAAGUCUAUAAUGUGGUAAAUAUAUUUCCUUUUUGCGAACAAUAAA